This is a messenger RNA of Sardina pilchardus (European sardine), 4093 nucleotides long. RefSeq names its product heterogeneous nuclear ribonucleoprotein U-like 1 like (gene hnrnpul1l). The transcript is spliced from 16 exons. Lineage: Eukaryota; Metazoa; Chordata; Actinopteri; Clupeiformes; Clupeidae. The record is from RefSeq and is a predicted model, not a curated record. Gene Ontology annotation, cellular component: nucleoplasm. Gene Ontology annotation, molecular function: RNA binding; protein binding. The coding region runs from base 179 to 3109 and encodes 976 amino acids.
GCCAAUCACAAACUCACAUGAAGAGCGCCGAUGCUGGCUGUGGGUCGAGGAAAUAGCAAGCUAGCUCAGUCACCGUCCAUUUUGCACACAAGGACGCCAAAACAUUUGCGAGUGAAAGGGGAAUAACUUAAAGGUUGUGACCCCGGAGAAUACAGUGCAACAUUACAAUUCGUGAAACAUGAGUGGAGUGAACGUGAAGAAGCUCAAAGUAAAUGAGCUGAAAGAGGAGCUUCAGCGCCGAGGCCUCGAUACUCGUGGCUUGAAGGCGGAUCUCGUUGAUCGCUUACAAGCUGCACUAGAGGCCGAGGCUGCUGGUGUUGGGGGCGGGCCCCCGGCCGACGAGGGAGAUUAUGAUGUCGAAGGCGAGGCGGGAGCAGCCGAGUCUUAUCAAGAUGAAGAGUUUGAAGGGGAGGAGCAAGAUGAUGAGCCAGACCAACAGUCGGACGAGGAAGAGGAAGAGAACGGAGAACCGAUGGUCGGGCAACAAGGCGAAGAAAUCGACGAUGAUGAUGAUGACGACGAGAGUGCAGAUGGUGCACCUGAGGCCGCGCAUGGGAUGGCUGACUUCGCCUCGGAUGCCCUGGAGCCACUCAUGGGCGGGAAAUAUCAGAUGGGGCAAAAGUACAACCAGCAGGACCCAACACCAGCCCGCCAGCAGUAUGAAGAGCCAGAGGUAAAGGAAGAGGUCCAGGAACCCCAGAGAAAGAAGGCCUAUGAGGAGCCAGAGGAGGAACAAGAGGAGGAACCAGAGGAGGAACCAGAGGUGCAGCAGAGCCACACCGAGCAGCCCGGCAAGAAGCAGGACUACCAAGAGGCAGAUAUGCCAGAGCCGGAGCCCAUGAUCCAGAAGUCCGAGCCACAGGCAGAAGAGCCCGAGCCCAAGGAACAAACCGAAACAGCCCCCGAAGGUUUUGAGAUGAAAGACGAAGUCAAGAAAGAAGAAGGGGAUGAGCAACAACAACAGCAGGGCCAGGAUCAGGAGCAGCCAGCUGCAGAGCCUGGGAACGAGUGGCAAGCUAUGCAGGGCGACCAGGGAUCUCAGGCUAAAGGAGAGGACGACCGGUAUGGGUCCUACAACCGCAAAAGGCCAUACGAGGAGAACCGAGGUUAUGGCUAUUACGAGCAUCGGGAGGACAAGAGAGCACGUUCCCCUCAGCCACCGGCAGAGGAAGAGGAGGAAGACUUUGAUGAUACCCUUGCAGCCAUUGAUACCUACAACUGCGACCUGCACUUUAAGGUGUCUCGUGACCGAUACAGUGGAUACCCACUCACCAUUGAAGGCUUUGCCUACCUUUGGGCUGGGGCACGGACAUCCUAUGGAGUCAGCAAGGGCCGUGUCUGCUACGAGCUGAAGAUCAAUGAGGAGAUCUCUGUGAAGCACUUGCCGUCCAGCGAGCCUGACCCCCAUGUGGUUCGAGUGGGGUGGUCCAUGGACUCCUGCAGUACCCAGCUUGGCGAAGAGGCGUUCUCAUUUGGGUACGGUGGAACUGGAAAGAAAUCUUUAAAUUGCAAGUUUGAAGAUUAUGGAGAGAAGUUUGGUGAGAACGAUGUCAUCGGCUGCUACAUGGACUUUGAGACCGAUGGCGACGUGGAGAUGUCCUUCUCCAAGAACGGGAAGAUGCUGGGCGUGUGUUACCAGGUAACCCAGGAGGAGCUGGCCGGACGGCCGCUCUUCCCCCAUGUCCUCGUGAAGAACUGCGCCGUGGAGUUCAACUUCGGCCAGAAGGCCGAGCCUUUCUUCCCCCCGCCCGAGGGCUACACCUUCAUCCAACAGGUAGCUCUGGAGGACCGCAUCCGGGGAACCAUCGGGCCCGCGUCCAAGGCAGAGUGCGAGAUCCUGAUGAUGGUGGGCCUGCCAGGUGCAGGGAAGACCACUUGGGCGGCAAAGUACGCACUUGAGAACCCUGAGAAGAAGUUCAACAUGUUGGGCACCAAUGCUAUCAUGGAGAAGAUGAAGGUGAUGGGUCUGCGUCGCCAGAGGAAUUACUCGGGCCGCUGGGACGUGCUGAUCCAACAGGCCACGCAGUGCCUCAACAGGCUCAUCCAGAUCGCCGCCCGCAAGAAGCGCAACUACAUCCUGGACCAGACAAAUGUAUAUGGAUCAGCCCAGAGACGAAAAAUGCGUCCUUUUGAAGGUUUUCAACGCAAGGCUAUUGUAAUUUGUCCCACGGACGACGAUUUAAAAGAGCGAACGUUAAAGCGAACUGAUGAGGAAGGGAAGGAUGUGCCCGAUCAUGCUGUGUUAGAAAUGAAAGCCAACUUUGUGCUCCCGGACGCCGGCGAGUUCCUCGACGAGGUGCGCUACGUAGAGCUGCAGCGCGAGGAGGCCGAGACCCUCAUCAAGCAGUACAACGAGGAGGGCCGCAAGGCGGGCCCACCCCCCGACAAGCGCUUCGACAACCGGCCCGGCGGCUUCCGCGGCCGCGGGGGCUUCCAGCGCUUUGACAACCGCGGCGGUGGCGGCGGCGGCGGGCCCCAGGGAGGCCGGGGCAGCUACCAGAACAGGGGUGGACCCGGUGGAGGUGGUGGCUUCCGUGGAGGAUACAACCGCGGAGGCGGCGGCUACAACCAGAAUCGCUGGGGCAACAACUACCGAGAUGGAGGCUCCGGAGGACGUGGUAGCUACAACCGCAACCAGCAGUCUGGGGGUGGAGGAGGAGGAGGAGGAGGAGGAGGAGGAGGAGGAGGAGGAGGAGGCAGCGGCGGCGGCGGCGGCUACAACCACAACCGCCAGGGAUCCUACAACAAGGGCACCACUGCAAGCACUGGAGGUUAUAGUCAGGCCCAGCCACAGACCUACAAUCAAGGCUACAACCAAGGCAGCUACAACCAAGGCUACAACUAUGGCAGCUACAGCCAGUACCCUGGUUAUGGGCAGAGCUAUGGGCAGAGCUAUAGCCAAACUCCUGCAGCCACUGGACAGACAUACAACCAGCAGCAGAACUACAACCAGCAGUAUCAGCAGUAUGCGCAACAGUGGCAGCAGUAUUACCAGAACCAGAGUCAGUGGAACCAGUACUACAACCAGUACGGCAACUACGGUAACUACUCCAACCCGACGAGCACCCAAGGAACGCAGGGCUCCCAGCAGGGCACGCAGCAGCAGUAGGCAUCGCCCACGGCAACCCAGCGCCAAUCCCGCGCCAACCCCGCUGCCCUGUGUGGCAGCCCACCCACCCACCCGCCCGGCAGACGGCGCACAUUCCUACCGUGGCAUUCCGCCAUGCACCUCUGCCUUCCAACCACUUCGUUCAUGUCAGCUGUCGAUCCCCCCCACAUGUCUCUGUCCUUGAUUGAAAGAGAGAGAAAAAAAUAGUAAUUAAAGAAAAAGAAAUAAAAAUCUGUCGUUACAAGGUAAAGGCGUUUUAAUCCGUGCUGCUGUCCUAAGUUUUUUUUUUUUUUGUUUGGUUAUUUUUAUUAUUAUUAUUAUUAUUAUUAUUAUUUUGGUGACAGCAGGGUUCUGAUUGGUAUAGUAACAUUAAAUGCAAGUUAAUCAUCAUGCCUGUUCUAGCCUAUGCCGGAUCAUUUGAAAAUAGAACACAGUGAUAUGUGGUGUAGUUUUUGUUUUAAUAGUACACACUUCUAGAACACAGUUUAACAGGGAUUUCCACGCAUACAUUUUUGGUGUGUAUGUGUGUUUUAAAAGAUGGCUUAUUUUACUAUUUUAAUAAUUCACUGCCUCCUUGUUUUAUGUGAUCUGUCCUUAGAUCAAAGAUCCGCGUAUUUCAAAUGGGUGGAACUGGGGUUUUGUCAGACCAUUAUUUUCUUUAUGAAUGCAGCGUCAUGUAAGACCUUUGUCAAAAUGUAGAUACAUUUAACAAAUCUAUAUCGUUUCAACUAAAAUCUAAAGCUACAGAUCUUACCACAAUUUACUUUUGUACCAUUUUUAAAGGUGUUAAUAAUUGUUUGACUUCAAUCCCUUGUUGCGCCAUUGUUUUUUUUGUUUUGUUUUCAUUUGGUGUAGUGAUUUGUUUUGUGGUUGUAAACCUUUUUAUACCUUACAACAUGUCUGUCAAACGGUAUCUGCAUGUGAUUUUGUGCUCAUUCAGAACUUGAUGUUUUUGUAUUACAGAAUAUACCAUAAUCUGACAAA